AUGUCUCCAGAGAAUGUCACACCGACAGUAUCCAUAAACAGCGGAAGAUCGUCAAGAACAAAUUCAACAAAUUGUGUGGAUAGUGACUCCACAAAAGAUAGUGCUAGUGAUUCACUAAACAGUUUAAUAGAAGAAAAAAUAAACACGAACUGCGACAAUUGUUGUCUCAACGAAUGCAUAGAUGUGAACUGUUCUCUUGGUAAUCAGUGCACUGUGUAUGAAAGCGAUUCUGGCAAAGUGUUAAAGAAACGGAGAUCGAUAUGCUACAAUGUGGCUGGUCAGACGGUGUGGGGCGUUCUUCUCAUCAUUGUAUCGAUCAGCGGUUUCAUAUUUACGCCGUUGGAUUUCAUGCUUUGGGAAAAACUCAAAAUGAGGCCAGGUUUUCCACCCUACGAAUGGUGGGCAGAUCCACCUGAUGAGGUGAAAAUGCGAGUGCACGUCUUCAAUGUUACUAACCAUGAACGGUUUCUGAAGGGCUUGGACAAAAAAUUAAAUUUACAAGAAAUCGGUCCUAUAGUAUAUUUAGAGAAACUCCAACACUCCAGCAUCAGAUUUAAUGAAAACAAUACGCUGACGUACACGGCCAAAAGAUUUCUAAUCUAUUUGCCUGAUGAGAACAUUCACGAUUUGAAUUCUACUAUCAUCCUUCCUAAUAUAGCUGUCUUGGGCAUGGCAUCUUAUCUACAUGACUCCAACUACUUCGUGCGGACAGCUUUUAGACUUUUAGUUAAUACUCACGGGAGUGAGUUCUUCGUCAAGAAGACGUUGUAUGAGUAUUUGUGGGACUAUAGAGAUCCUGUAUUGGCGACUUCUCGAAACAUAGUCCCUAGCAUAGUUCCCGUGGAUAACAUGGGUUUUUUGACAAGAGUUUAUAAUGACUUCACGGACGAAGUUACAGUCAAAAUAGGAUCAGAAUGGGGACACAGCAGUUUCUUUCAAAUAGACCGCUUCCGUGGACAACCACAGUUGCCUGGAUAUAAUCCCGAUGUCUGUCCAGAUCGUCUUUUUGGUUCCACAGAAGGAGUGAUGUAUCACCAGUAUUUAACUAGACAGGACGUCUUAUUGUAUUGGAGGAAGACCGUAUGCAAACUCAUGCCACUGUAUUUUGAAAGCGAAAUAGUGAUUGACAACGUACCAGUAUAUCGAUAUAAUUUAUCGGAAGUCGUCUUCGAGAGGGUGACCAACGGUACCGACUGUUAUGAUACUGUGCCUUCUCUUCCUUCUGGGCUGAGCGAUGCGUCGAAAUGUUAUUUCGGCUUCCCAAUGGUUGUGUCGUACCCGCAUUUCUAUACGGGUUCGCCUCCAAAGGACCACUACGUCACAGGUCUCACCCCAGAUCGGCAGAAACAUAACUCCUACGUUGUAGUAGAACCGUUGACUGGUGUACCAUUCCGUGCUGUAGCAAGAAUGCAAAGCAACCUUCGGAUCCACGAUCUCUCAAAUUUUCCCAAAGAUUACGACAGAUUUUCGAAUCAAAUUAUACCAUUGUUUUGGGCAGAAUACAGUCAAGAAGGUCUACCGACGAUAAUAAGAUUGACUAUUUAUUUUAUGGUGGUGGUGUUGCCACCAAUGUCGAAGGUUAUUUUUAUAUUGACGCUCCUUUUUGGAUGCUUCCUAAUAUCGAGACGAAUGUAUGAUCACAAAAUCAUUCACAAAUUUGUUCCUUCUUUAAUUCGAUUAAAAAAUAAAAAUAAAACUAUUACGCGGAAUAAAAUAUUAGUAUAUGAAAAAGAAGCAUUUAUGAAAAUACAAUAA
Messenger RNA from Parnassius mnemosyne (clouded apollo), 1755 nucleotides. Lineage: Eukaryota; Metazoa; Arthropoda; Insecta; Lepidoptera; Papilionidae. The record is from the annotation of a GenBank genome assembly.